Molecule: messenger RNA, 3580 nt
Organism: Nylanderia fulva
Lineage: Eukaryota; Metazoa; Arthropoda; Insecta; Hymenoptera; Formicidae
Product: lisH domain-containing protein ARMC9
Biological process (GO): cilium assembly
Cellular component (GO): ciliary basal body; centriole; ciliary tip
Molecular function (GO): protein binding
Source: RefSeq, a predicted model, not a curated record
CUAGCAGAAGCUUCAGUCGUACGCAGUCGUAAACGUCAAAUGUUUGUUUUCUUCCGCGGGUCACAUGGCAAUGGCAAAUUAGCAAUUCCGUUAUACGGAUACCGGAACAUCGUAACAAAUAUUGUUCAUGGCAAUAUAUUACGUAGACUUUACGUUCAACGAGUGCGAAUUUUAAUCGUAAAAGUUAUCUUACUGCACAACACACAAGAUACCAGAAUAUACAAAUUUGCCGUUGUUCAGGCGCUGUAUAUGUUGAUCAAUAGUGUAAUUUGCAUAAAAUCGAUUAAUGACCUAAACUAACACAUUCCGCAGUAUGAAUUUCUACGAGAACAAUACCGGCCUGUUAAAUUUGCUAAAAUAAACUAAAUAAUAAGUGAAGUAAAAGCAAAGUAUAAACAGAUAUUAAUAAAUUAAAUUGUUUCAAUUGUACUUCGUAAAUUGUACACAAAAUUUUUUUACAAUUAAAUUGUAAAACAGAAGUUUUUUCUCUCUAGAAUAAUUAUACUUUUAAACUAAAUAAAUAAAAUGUAUAUUAAUUGUAAGUUUUUGAUGUGAGGAUUAAAUGGCUGAUAAAAACAUUAAAGUAAUUCAUCAGUUUCUUAUGGAUCAUAAUUUGGAAAACACUGCUGAAGUUUUAAUUCAAGAAGUUUCAAAAAUGGGCUUUCAAAAUUCGGCACGCAAAUUAAAAGCUACUGUAGAUCCGUAUGCUCAAUUAAUAUUAUGUUACAAUACCGGAGAUUAUUCAACAUUUUUCCAGUUAUGGAAGGAUUUGUUUCCUAACGGCAUUAAACAGUGUGAAGAAUAUAAAAAAUUUACAUUUUAUUUACAUGUGCAUUUUGCUAUAUUACCAAAACGUAAAUUUUAUGCUGAUCAAUAUAAAGAACACGAAGAUUCUACUUUGGAGAACUGCAAGGAGAACAACGCAACUGAAAUCGAAAAAAAUAUAAAUAACAGCAUGAAACAAUUACAAGAUUAUUUGAAUGGAGAUGGCAAGGAAUUAGAAAAUGACAUAGAAUUACAAUCGUUUUAUGCACUGCCAUUUAUAGAAGAUAUUCAUGCAGACACUUUUUUCUCCAAAAUAUUAGAACAGAGUUGGAUGGAUGAACUAUCGAGAAAUCUCAAUUUAUUUAUUAAAAAUCAUAAACAAGAUUUAAUCGAUUUGAACAAUAUAAAUCUUAAAAAAGUACAAUCACGGGAUUUAGUACAUACUAUGCCAGUGACAGAAGUAGAAAUGGUAGAAUCAGAUGCUGCACGAAAUAAGAUUAUAAAGAAUAAUACGUUAAUUGUGCCAAACGAUAGAGAUAUACCCAUAUUUUUAGAAGACCAUGACGAUGAGGAGCAAUACAGUUUAUCUCAUAAAACAAAUCGUAAUCUAAAAUCAAAAGAUACACAAACACAUAUUACUGGAGAUCAAAUUAUAAUCAAGAAUUCACGAGAAGAUACAUUGAAUUCGGGAGAAAAUGUUAAUAGUUUGCUGAAGAUGCACAAACUAGACAAAAAAUUGGGCCAAUGCAAUCAAGAAUUGGUAUUGACCAAGACCCAUUUAUGCAGUGUUCAUACAAAUUACGAGAAAUUAAAAGUGAGAUUUCACAAAUUACACGCGGACUAUCAUAAGUUAAUAAACGUUGCCGGAGAAUUAACUGUAGCAUUGGAAAAUUCAGUAAAAGGACAGACUGUUGAUAUACAACGAACGCUCGAAAUUUGCAUGAAGAUAUUUCCAGAUCUAUUUAAUCAAAAUAUAAGAGAGACUUCCUAUCCAUCCUUGUUGCAAUUCGGUCAAACUGAUGUAAAAACAAUUGCCCGGCCUAAAGUUGAUCAAGUCGCAGCAUUAUCAGUAUCUCCAAAAUUAUUGGACUAUAAAAAAAUCAAAUUACAUCUACUUAAUGGAGAUGUGAAGACAAAAUUAUUGCUAUUGCAAGCAUUACGUUGGAAAAUAACGCUUGCGCAGUUGAACGAACAGGAUGAAGUUUUGCACGAAUAUAUAAGCCACGAUUUAAUGGGGCUUCAUGGACAAAUUGCUAGCGACAGUGGCAAGCCGAUUUUACCGUGUCUGCUGACUGUAGGAGAAGCUUAUGCCAGGCAUCUUUUACAACAGUUUACUGCACGAUUACUAAACACAUUAGCAUCCUUUAGAUGCGGAAGAGAUUAUCUAUCGGUCGGAUCUACCGUCGUAAACGUGAUCUUUGUGUGUCUCGAUAGUAAUAACGCUGACGGAGUUGACGUUUUUGCAUGUGACAUGAUGGUAGCGAUGUUACAGAAACUAUCUUUACGCAGACAGCAACGGAUAUAUAUGAUAGAAAACGGAUUGUUGGAAUGGUUAAUCAAUCAUUUACACAACAAAUGUCGUCUCAUAAGUUUAUACAGGCUUGAAUAUGCUACCGCACUUUUAAUGAAUCUAUCGUUACAUCGAUUAGCGCAAGCUAGAGCAUCUAAAAUAUCUUCUUUACUCGUUUCUACAUUACUCAUUCUUCUCUCGAUAGAUCAUGCAUCUUCUCUACCAUAUAUCAAUGGAGCGCUAAAUAAUUUUUUAAAUAAUCCUGUAAUCAAUGAGGAAGCAAAAAAAAUAAAAUGUUCGAAUAUAUCGGAUUAUCUUAGUAACAAUCAAAAAACUGCAGAAAUAAGAAAGCAUCUAGAGCAUAUAUUGAAAAUACAAAGGUGUGAAAAUGUUAAUACACCGCAGACUGAAGAGACUGGAGAUGAUGAUAACGAAGAGUUGGAUGUAUUGGAAAAUGAAUUAGACGAAAAUGAUCCACUACAAAAUUAUGUCGGUGAAUUGAAUGGAGAAACGCUGCUUGCAAUGUGUUAUAGCGUUUCUUCGAAAAUUCCUCAGGAUACUAUAACUACGGAUACUACUCUACAAAAAAUAUCUACGCUGAAUCCUAUUAAUUUUUACGACAAUCAGCACAAUAAUUACCUUUGCAGUAAACGCCCAGCAUAUCCUGCGUUAAGUAGGUAUAAUAUGAAGAUGGAAAAUAAGAUGUUAUCAAAAAAAAGUAGUAUUAAACUAGCAGCUCUUGCUAAACAAGUAUCAAAGUUAUCAAAUUCUUCUUUGAAGGAACAGCAAAGUAUAAAUGGCACGAAUAAAGAAUCGCUCUCUGCAGAUAAAAUUGAAAAUAUUGCAAAAAGAUUUGUCAGUACCAAAUCUUCCUUAAUUAUGAAAUACGAAAGUCGGCAAGAACAGUAUGAAAAUUUAAAUAUAUUAAAAAAUAUAGUUUGGUCAUCAAGCACGAUCAAAAACAAAAAUCACAAUCAAUACGAAUUUAAUUGCAAUAAUCGCGUCGACACAAAUAACAUGCAAAUGAAUCAAUUAAAAUUACGUAGAUCACAAAAUAAGAUUGACGCAGAAAAAUUCUAUGAUGGAAAAUGCAAAAUAACGGAAUGGGAAAAAUUACCUUUAAAACCUUUUAAGCGAAAUUUUUUUCAGAAAACAAUUCUGAAUGAUACUAUUUGUUUAUAUAAAAAUCAGACUUCCAAGGACAGCAGUGAAACUGCAAUAACAUCUUCUGUGACUGUUACAUCCGGUCGCGAAAAUAGCCAAAUGACAGAAACAGAGAAAUUUAGCAGUAUAGCGUCGCUGUGA